CCUACCUACUGCAAAUUAUUUUAGACCUCUUUUCUCAUAUUGAUACUGAACUGCAAAUUUUUCGACCCCCACGGUGUCACAAUGUUACAUGACAGUGUAUUACAGUUCGAACACUUACCACUACUCCCACAAGCCACGCCGCCGCUAUCCAACCUUAUCAGAUCGAUCAAUCUCACUUGGUUGAGUGCCUUAUACGCGGCGGUCACUACUGUGAUCCUCAUCCCAGCUUCUAUUGUCAUAUACCGUCUAUACUUCCAUCCCCUCGCUAAAUAUCCUGGGCCGAGGCUAUGGGCAGCCUCACGUCUCCCAUUCGCCUAUACCAUGACCACUGGUCUCCUACCAUAUAAGAUUCACGAGUUCCAUGAGAAGUACGGCCCUAUUGUCCGCUUGGCUCCGAACGAGAUCUCCUUCACGAAUGAAGAAGCAUGGGCGGAUAUUUACGAAAAGCCCCGGGGCUUGCCUCAACUGCAAAAGGAUCAGACGCAGCUUUACCUUGCCCCGGGUUUAGCCAAAAGCAUUCUCACCGAGCCCAGUGAUGUUGCGCAUGGUCGAAUGAGGCGCAAUUUCGCCCACGCUGUUGCGGAGAAGACCCUUCGAGAGUCGGAACCUAUAUUGCUUAAAUACUUUGACAAGCUGAUUGGAAGACUCCGGGAAAACGUUGACAAGCCUAUCAAUAUAAUCAGUUGGUACGAAUAUACGCUUUUCGAUACAAUUGGAGACUUGUUGUUUGGCCAGCCCUUCGACUGCUUAGAAAGGUCAUCGUCACACUUCUGGGUGGCUCUUCUCUACACUUGGGUCAAAGGUGCUACUUUCCUGGGCAUGGCUGAACGUUUCCCUCCACUGAUUAACGUCGUCAUGCGGCUACUGCCCAAGCAUCUCAGAGAGUCUGAGAUCACGCAUCGAAAGCUAACUAUAGACAUGCUUGACCGACGUAUGAAGGCUACUGAUCCUCGUCCAGACUUCCUAAGUCGGGUUCUUGAAUUCGCGGACACGCCAACGGGCAUGACCUACUCCGAGAUCAUGGAGUCUAGCAAAGUGAUUAUGGUUGGCGGGGCAGAGACCUCGGCCUCGGCUCUCUCAGCCAUAACGUACUAUCUCCUGAGCACGCCCUCCGCGAUGGCCAAGCUCACCGCCGAGAUCCGCAGCGCCUUCAAGUCCGAAUCCGAGAUCAACAUGGCCAGCGUCCAAAGCCUCAAAUACACCCACGCCGUCAUCCACGAAGGCCUACGCCUCUUCCCCCCUCUCCCCGGCAGCAUGCGUCGCAUCGUGCCCGCCGAGGGUCGUCUUAUCGCCGGCCACUACAUGCCGGGCGGCACCAUCGUCGUCGUCGACACGUACGCCGCGGGGCGUUCAUCGCGCAACUUCACGCGCGCGACCGAGUUCUGCCCGGAGCGCCAGCUGGGCAGCGAUCCCGAGUUCCAGCACGACAAGCUGAAAGCGAUCCGGCCGUUCUCGGUCGGGCCACGCGAUUGUCUCGGCAAGAGUCUGGCGCUCGCCGAGAUGAAGAUCAUUCUGGCUCGCGUCGUCUUUAACUUCGACUUGCAGCUUCUUGAUCAGGAGAAGGAUUGGUUGGCUGGCAUCCCCGUGUAUACGUUCUGGGAGAAGCCGCCGCUGAUGGUGAAGCUUAGUCAUGCUGUUCGAUGAGUUUGUGUGCGUGGGCAUGUCUGUUUAUGCUGGAGUCUGUCGUUACCUGUACCGUGCGUAAGCCGGUGAUCUUUGAUGUUGUGAUUCUGGUGGGUUUGCCGCUGAUGAUGCGUUGGUUUCUUGCUUGGUUUCUCGCUUGGUUUUCGGGUUCACAUGGAGCGCUUCUUGUCAUUCGCUUUGAUGAGUAUGUGUAAUACUCCUAGAUCUGUCUGAUGAUUUAUGAUUAAUGAAAUGAUGAGAGUUUGCCCCUUUUACG
Amorphotheca resinae ATCC 22711 is the source of this 1900-nucleotide messenger RNA. RefSeq lists its product as hypothetical. The record is from RefSeq and is a predicted model, not a curated record. The transcript has 5 exons. Gene Ontology annotation, molecular function: heme binding; monooxygenase activity; oxidoreductase activity, acting on paired donors, with incorporation or reduction of molecular oxygen. Bases 82 to 1644 code for a protein of 520 amino acids. Lineage: Eukaryota; Fungi; Ascomycota; Leotiomycetes; Helotiales; Amorphothecaceae.